Rotaria socialis is the source of this 5730-nucleotide messenger RNA. Lineage: Eukaryota; Metazoa; Rotifera; Eurotatoria; Philodinida; Philodinidae. The record is from the annotation of a GenBank genome assembly.
AUGUCUGACGAGCCGAACGUAUUAUCUUCUAAUGACGAUAAUGGAAGUAAAAAAUCCAAGGAUCAAAAAUCGUCCAAGGAUGUUUGUGACGAGUGUGGAAUUGAUUAUAUUCCAAUGAAAUAUUCCGAUAAUGACUAUGUUAAUCUCUCAACAUUCAAGUUGUUUUCUCAAAAUGUACGUCCCAUAAUUAAUUCACGUUAUCCGAAAUUAGCAACUCAAAAGAUUAUGACUUUAAUGGCUGCUUACUGGCGUGAAUUUCUUGAAUUGAAAGGUGCACAAAAUUCAUCGAAUAAUUCCUUAACCGAAUCUCACAAUGAUCAUGAUGGAAACGACCGAAUGGAUACCGACGAACCACGUCCAAGUCGUUCUAGUCGUCGUCGUCGUACAGCUGUACAAGACGAUAAUGAUCAAGAAGAUGUAUCUAUUGACCAACAACAGCAACAAGACGAUGAUGAUAUUUCAACAGCAUCGCCACGUAGUUCAUCGUCACGUAGUAAUAAUAAAAAAAUUCCGUCAUUGAAAAUAAAAUUGCAAAAAGAUCAAGCAGCGGCAGCAGCAGCCAUUGCAGCCAAAGAACAACAAGCAGCCGAGGAUGAAGAAAUUAAAGCAACUAAAAAGUCAAGCCGUCAGCGUAAACGUAAACGACGCGAUGAUGACGAUCCAGCAAAUGAAUCUGAUGCUGAAUUCGAAGCCAUGUUAGUACAAAGUGAAAUGAAUGAAGAAGAAGAACCACCAAAAAAAAAACGUGUUAAAAAACUACCUAAACCACCUAAACGUAUAGCACGUUUGAAUAAUCGUCGUCAGUUACAAGCCGCCGCUGAAGAAGCUGCCAAUUUACCAUUGGAUGAAGUUGGUUAUGAAACAAAUCAUCAGGACUAUUGCGAAGUAUGUCAACAAGGUGGAGAAAUCAUACUUUGUGAUACAUGCCCAAAAGCUUAUCAUCUUGUUUGUCUUGAUCCUGAACUUGAACAAGCCCCUGAGGGCGAUUGGUCAUGUCCGGAAUGCACGAAAAAUGGUAUAUCAAUACGUACACGACAAGCUGCAGCCAUUGCAGCUGCUCGGCAAGCCAAAGAAGAAGACGAUAAUCAUAUGGAAUUUUGCCGUGUUUGUCAUGAUGGUGGAGAAUUAUUAUGUUGCGAUCGAUGUCCAUCAUCAUAUCACAUGCAUUGUUUAAUUCCGUCGAUGACAGUUAUACCCGACGAGGAUUGGUUUUGUCCACGAUGUACUAUUGAUCCACCACCGUAUGUCGUUAAAAAGGUUCUUACAUGGCGUUGGGUAACGCAUCCUGAUCCACAUUCAUCUGUGACAACAGAUACCGUAACAUCUGAAGUAACUAAAGUUGAUGAAAAUGGUGAAUCAGCUACGACAACAACGGUCAUCACAUCUAAACAUGUAAUAACAAGAACAACGGCGCUAGAUACAGUUCCACCGGCUGAGGGUGCAGAUAUCGGUGCUGAUGUUAAACAACGUCUGAUUCCAACAUUUGAUGCUACAUUACCACGUGGUGCGCCACGCGGUCCACCUAAAACAAGGGAAUUAUUCGUUAAAUAUGAUGGUUUAUCAUAUUGGUCAUGUGAAUGGUUACCUGAAUUACAAGUUGAAGUUCAUCAAUCAUCAUUAUGGCGUUGUUACAUUAAAAAGAUUGGUGAUGCCAAACAACCGCAACCAACUGUUGAAUUAGAUGCUGAAGUUGAGGAAGACGAUGAAGCUUCACGUCGUUAUUAUAAUCCAAAAUUAGAACAACGAUAUUAUAAAAAUGGCGUACGACCUGAAUGGCUUUGUGUACAUCGUAUAUUAAAUCAUCGAAAAGAAAAAGGUACACCAAUGUAUUAUUUAGUCAAGUGGCGAGACUUAGGUUAUGAACAAGCAACAUGGGAAGUGGAAAAAGAUGGAGAAUAUACAAGCUUAAUUGAAAAUUGGCAGCAACAUAUUGAUACUUAUUGGAGAUUCAGAAAUGGUCCCGAGGGCGAAGAGAAAAAGAAGAAAAAAGCAACAUCAACUAAAACAACUCGUCGAUCAAAUCGCGAACUUGAAGAAAGUCGAUGCAAUGAAGCCAACGGUGAUUCAGGCGAUGAAUAUGAACGUACAGGAAAAUAUCCACCACCACGUAAACGUUAUGAAAAACAACCUGAUUUUGUUGAAAUCACUGGUGGUACACUUCAUCCGUAUCAGUUAGAAGGUUUAAAUUGGUUACGUUUUUCAUUUUCACAAAAUACUGAUGUUAUUCUUGCUGAUGAGAUGGGUCUUGGUAAAACAGUCCAAACAAUUGUAUUCUUACAGGCUUUAUUGAAAGAAGGCCUUUCACGAGGACCUUUUCUAAUCAGUGCACCAUUAGCAACAAUUAUCAAUUGGGAACGUGAAUUUGAAUUUUGGGCACCGGAUAUGUAUGUUGUGACAUAUACGGGUGAUAAGGAAGCUCGAGCUGUCAUUCGAAAACAUGAAUUUUCAUAUGAAGAGGAUGCAAUUCGUGCUGGUCCACGUGCAAGUCGUAUUCGAAAUGGUGCUAAAGUUAAAUUUCAUGCAUUAUUAACUUCGUACGAAUUGGUUAGUGUCGAUUCAGCUACACUCUCAUCCGUCGAUUGGUCAGUUUUAAUUAUUGAUGAAGCUCAUCGUUUGAAAAAUAAUCAAUCACGAUUCUUUCGAACGUUAUUCGAAUUUAAUAUUGGCUAUAAAUGUCUUCUUACUGGUACACCAUUACAAAAUAAUCUUGAAGAAUUAUAUCAUUUAUUGAACUUUUUACAACCGGAAAAAUUUAGUGAUAUGGAUGGAUUUUUAAAAGAAUUUAGUGAUUUGGCUAAAGAUGAACAAGUUGCAAAAUUACAUGAUAUUUUAGGUUCACAUAUGUUACGUCGUUUAAAGGCUGAUGUCUUAAAAAAUAUGCCAACAAAAUCGGAAUUUAUCGUUCGUGUUGAAUUAAGUCCAAUACAGAAAAAAUAUUAUCGUGCUAUAUUAACGAAAAAUUUCGAUGCUUUAAAUGUCAAAGGUGGCGGUGGACAAGUUUCAUUAUUAAACAUUGUUAUGGAACUUAAAAAGUGUUCAAAUCAUCCAUAUCUAUUACCAGCUGGACAUUUUGAAGCACCACGUACACCAAAUUUAGCAUACGAAGGAACAGCUUUAAUCAAAUCAUGUGGAAAAUUAGAUCUAUUAGCUAAAAUGUUAAGAAAAUUAAAAGAUCAAGGGCAUCGUGUAUUAAUAUUUUCACAAAUGACAAGAAUGUUAGAUAUACUUGAAGAUUUUCUUGAAUAUUUGGGUUAUAAAUAUGAACGUAUGGAUGGAAAAACAGGUGGUUCCGACAGACAAGAUGCUAUUGAUCGUUUUAAUGCACCAGGCGCCGAACAAUUUUGCUUUUUACUUUCAACACGUUCAGGUGGUUUGGGUAUUAAUUUAGCUACAGCUGAUACAGUCGUUAUUUAUGAUAGCGAUUGGAAUCCACAUAAUGAUAUUCAAGCUCUUUCACGUGCUCACCGUAUUGGUCAAACCAAUAAAGUCAUGAUCUAUCGUUUUGUUACACGUGAUACAGUUGAAGAACGUAUUACACAAGUUGCCAAGAAAAAAAUGAUGUUAACUCAUUUAGUCGUUCGGCCAGGUGUUGGCCGAGGUCAAAAUAUGAGCAAAAAAGAAUUAGAUGAUAUAUUACGUUUUGGUACGGAAGAUCUAUUUAAAGACGACGAGGAUAUUGUCGGCAAUGGUGAAGGUGGUGGUGAAAGUGGAUUUUCAAAAAUUCACUAUGAUGAUCAAGCGAUUGAGAGGUUACUUGAUCGUUCACAAGAAGGCAUACAAGAAAAAGAAGAUGGUCUUAAUGAAUAUUUAUCAAGUUUCAAAGUGGCAUCCUAUGCGACGCGUGAAACUAAUGAAGAAGAUGAAGAAGAAGAUUUUCGUGAACCAGCACCAACAGCCGAAGAAAAUAUGGAUCCAAACUAUUGGGAAAAAUUAUUACGUUUACAAUUUGAACAAGAAAGAGAAUUAGAAAGUCAUGCCUAUGGUAAAGGUAAACGGUUAAAACGUCAAGUUAAUUAUGCUGUACCGACCACUGAUGAAAAUUGGAAUGAACACAAUUCUGAUAUAGCCAGUGAAUAUGAUGCACCAUCGGCCGGCGGUGAAGAUGAAGAUGUUGAUUUUGAUGAAACACCUGAUCGUCGACGUAAAACAGGACGCGAUCGUCCAUUACCUCCAUUAUUAUCAAAAUCAGGUCCAAAUAUUGAAAUUUUAGGAUUUAAUCCACGACAACGUAAAGCAUUUUUAAAUGCUAUUAUGCGUUUUGGUAUUCCACCACCGGAUGCAUUUAAAUCUCAAUGGUUAGUUCGUGAUUUACGUUGUAAAUCGGAAAAAGAAUUUCGUGCUUAUGUAUCAUUAUUUAUGAAACAUUUAUGUGAAAACUUAGCGGAAAAUUCUGAAACAUUUUCUGAUGGUGUACCACGCGAAGGUUUAUCAAGACAUCAUGUACUUUCACGUAUUGGUAUAAUGUCAUUAAUUAGAAAGAAAGUACAAGAAUUUGAAAAUAUUAAUGGCCUAUGGUCAAUGCCAGAUCAAGCACCUUCACAUGAAAAUUCAAAUGAUCUAAUCGAUGAAUUUAAACCAAUCAAUGAUAAUAAAGUGGCAACUAAUAAUACUGAGAAUGUUCAAGCAAACGAAUCCAAUGAAACAUUAGCAACAGCAAGUUCAAGUAAUAAUUUAAUUGGAGAGUCGAUGAGUUUAAGUGAUUUAAUUAAUAAUAAAACUGAUCAAAAUGAUGUUGAUAUGAAAGAUACCACAACUAAUGAAGAUGAGAAAUCAAGUUUAGAAAAGCCAGCUAUUGACGAAAAACCCGAUGUAGCAACUGUUCCUGUAGUUGAAAAUAAUAAACCCGUAACUCACAAUCGUAAAUCUCAAUUUGUUCGUAGUGAAAAAUUAAAAGAUUUUAAAUUCAUGUUUAAUAUUGCUGAUGGUGGUUUUACGGAACUUCAUUCAUUAUGGUUAAAUGAACAACGUGCAUUAGCACCGAAGCGUGAACAUGAAAUUUGGCAUCGUCGACAUGAUUAUUGGUUGUUAGCUGGCGUCGUUACUCACGGUUAUUCACGUUGGCAAGACAUACAAAUUGACCCGAAAUUUUCUAUUAUCAAUGAACCGUUUAAAAUGGACAUGGCCAAAGGAAAUUUUCUUGAAAUGAAAAAUAAAUUUCUUGCACGUCGAUUCAAAUUACUUGAACAAGCGCUUGUCAUUGAAGAGCAACUACGUCGUGCGGCUUUCUUAGGUUUAGCUAUGGAACAAACAAAUCCUGCAUUGACACUUUCACAACGUUUUAGCGAAGUCGAAUGUUUAGCAGAAUGCCAUCAACAUUUAUCAAAAGAAUCAUUAGCAGGAAAUAAACCAGCCAAUGCUGUACUUAACAAAGUACUAACACAACUGGAAGAAUUAUUAAGCGAUAUGAAACAGGAAAUAAACAAAUUGCCAGCAACAUUGGCUCGGCUUCCGCCAGUCGCUCAACGACUGAAUAUGUCCGAAAGAAACAUUCUAUCCCGUUUGCAAAACGGCCAAAGUCAACAAUCGGCAACUUCGCCACCGGCAACAACUAAUGGUAACGGUUAUGCCUAUGCAAAUUAUACAAAUUUUAUCGGGCCAUUUGCUUUACCAGCAGCGAACAAUGCAAAACCAACCACUAAUUCAACAAAUAACGUUUCAGCUAACGCAUCAACGACCUCAGUUGAAUCGACACCAACUCAAAAGUCUUCAUCAUUAAAUCUGAUUCAAUAG